Molecule: messenger RNA, 660 nt
Organism: Kockovaella imperatae
Lineage: Eukaryota; Fungi; Basidiomycota; Tremellomycetes; Tremellales; Cuniculitremaceae
Exons: 2
Coding region: 1-660 (219 amino acids)
Source: RefSeq, a predicted model, not a curated record
AUGCUCAGCCUCAUCUACGCUCUCAUCGCCUCGAGCAGUCUUCUUGCCAAUGCCUCACCAAUCAACGCCAACCGAACGGUCAAGCUCCCGACCUAUGACCGGCACCCUGCAGCGAUCACCAAGCGAGAGGGGUGUGGAGAUACCCGAUCUUCCAACUACCCUAUUGUAUCGAUGAGCGAUCAAAACCCAGGCAAUGGAGACCCACACCAGAAUUAUUGGCACGUCCAACUUUCCGAAAGCAUUACCUGUUCGCAGGAUGCCGGAUGCCAGGUCGGCCAAUCUCAGACGACCUCUAUCACGGUCGACUGGUCCCUUGCUUCGGCAGCAGACAUCACUGAAUGGUUCACUGCUGGAUUUGACGUAUCGGAAUCGUGGACCACUGGAAACUCUUAUACUUGUGAUGGCAAUGCUGGCGAAACAGUCUGUAUCUGGCAAAAUGUGGCACAUACCGCGUACUCUGUCAUGGAGGAAGAAAUCAACAACUGUGUCGGCGUCACCAGUUCCCAUGCUGGAGUCAUCCGUUCCCCCAACAGUAACAACCAAGGAGGUGGAUUCUACUGCGUCGUCGGCACUUGCGGAGAUCAAGGAGAUGGAUAUUGGGAAGCUGGCUGCGCUGGCGGACCUCAGAAGAACUGUGGUAAUGGAAAUGUCAUCUCAUAA